AUGUCUUUCGCUAAAAUUGCCGCCAUUAUUGCCGCCGCCGCCGCUAUUGCCAAGGCUGAUAGAGAAGCCGCCAUGAUUUCCAUGGAAGUCUACAUGAACGAUAUUGGUUCUCAUAUGAAAGACUACCUUUCUAUGGAAAAGGCUCACCCAGAACAAUCUAUUCCACCUGGUGUUUUGUCUGCUUACGCUGCUAAGUUAACUGACAAGACUGACUCUUACACCAGUUUCUUUGCUGACAUUGGUGAUGAACAAAUUCACUACAUGAUCACUGGUGUUCCAUGGUACUCUACCAGAUUAGCUCCAGCUAUCUCUCAAGCUUUAGAAGCUGCUGGUUUAGGUGAAGCUGCUCCAGCUACCUCUUCUUCCAAGGCUGUUGAAACCACUUCUUCCAAGGCUGUUGAAACCACUUCUUCCAAGGCUGUUGAAACCACUUCUUCCAAGGCUGUUGAAACCACUUCUUCCAAGGCUGUUGAAACCUCUUCUUCCAAGGCUGUUGAAACCUCUUCUUCCAAGGCUGUUGAAACCUCUUCUUCCAAGGCUGUUGAAACCUCUUCUUCCAAGGCUGUUGAAACCUCUUCUUCCAAGGCUGUUAGAAACCUCUUCUUACCAAGGCUGCUGAAACCUCUUCCAAGACUGAAGAAUCUUCCAAGACCACUGAAGCCACUACCAAGGUUGAAUCUACUACUGCUACUCCAGAUGCUAAGACCACCCAAACUACUGUUGAUGCUAUCUCUCAAAUCACUGAUGGUCAAAUUCAAGCUACCGUUGAACAACAAACUGAAAACGGUGCUGUUAGAGCUGCUGCCGGUUUAG
Molecule: messenger RNA, 813 nt
Organism: Henningerozyma blattae CBS 6284
Lineage: Eukaryota; Fungi; Ascomycota; Saccharomycetes; Saccharomycetales; Saccharomycetaceae
Exons: 1
Coding region: 1-813 (270 amino acids)
Biological process (GO): fungal-type cell wall organization
Cellular component (GO): fungal-type vacuole; fungal-type cell wall
Molecular function (GO): structural constituent of cell wall
Source: RefSeq, a predicted model, not a curated record